AUGCAUAAGCUCUGCCUUCUGCUCGUGGCCUCCGGCGCCUUUUUUCCCGUUAAAAGUGUCGGAUCGAUCACCGGCGACGGCCAAGCGGUUGUUGCCACGCCCAACGCGGGGACUGUGCCACGCGUCGACGACGCUUCGUCCGAGUCACCAGAACUGUUGCGGUCACACGACAGAGCCGUGGACAAAACCGCAUUGACGACUGCUGAUCAAGACCUAAAGUCCAAUGGCUCGACGGUGUCCUCGUCAGAGCGUGAUCUUGAAGAUCGAAACGCGUUCUCGGGUUUGGCACAGAAAAUAAAACAGGGUAUUUCGAGGGGCGUGACGGCCGCGUUGAUUUAUCUUCCUUCGGGUUCCCGCCACGUUCUAAAGUCGUGGCAGAAGCAGAAGUUAACCCCCGUCCAAGCAGCUCGAGUCAUCGGCAUCGAUCGAAGCGGCGUCAGCCCGAAGAAGCUAAGGCUCUGGAUUCAGCAUGCUCGCUGGCAUCAAAGCACGACUGGUAAGGCGCUCGACUAUGACGCGGCAUACCGGGUGUUCAAGGGCACGCGUGGUUCAGACAAGGUAUUCGAGCGACUUACAGCCCUCCGCAACGUCAAAGAUGCGGAAGUUGGGGGGCUGACUGCGUAUAUGUACAACAAGUUAGCUAAAGAAUUGACACAUAAGCUUGGCAACGAAGCUUCCGGGUGGAUGGCUGGCAGAUGGAUGAAGAUGGGGUUGCACCCCGAAAAAGUCGCCAAAAUGCUUGGCAAAGGCGAUGAUCUCGUUUCGACAGGGCUGUAUUCUGCAGCUCAAUGGGUCGGCUACGUCAAGAUGUUGCAGAAGAAACACUCGAAACUUGCCAUUGAUACUGAAAAAGCAACGAAUCUUUUGGUCGGCCAAUUGAACAAGAAAGCGAAGGUUCCUGCUCUUCGCGCUGUCUGGCCUGACCAUCCGAUCUUCUCAUUAGCCAAAAAGAAGCGACGCACAGGCUGA
This is a messenger RNA of Hyaloperonospora brassicae, 969 nucleotides long. Lineage: Eukaryota; Oomycota; Peronosporomycetes; Peronosporales; Peronosporaceae. The record is from the annotation of a GenBank genome assembly.